AUGCGCUCUCGAAAGUAUAACCUUUGUUUAUUCGCGACAUUGCUAACCGAUGAUAUUUUUCAUUUCCAAUUACGAGUUCUGAAAGGCCUUUUCACACAAUUCCUCGGGUCUCGAUUGUCUCCCCGUCAGAUCGAUGCGAAUGGCGUUCUCAUCGACGAUAAGUCUGGAGGUAUUCCUCUUCUCUUCUCAUAUUUGGUCACCACACACCAGAAUGCCUUUAUGAAAUGUGAUUACAACAUGCACAAGUCAAACAGUACCUUCUUUUCCGAUCUGGACAUCAACCGAGCGCAGUUGCUCUUGAGCCUUUUCCCACGCCUGCCACGCUGGGCACCUAUACCCGAUUCAGCCACCAAAAGCUCCGAAACAGAUGCGGACAAGUCAAAAAAGCGCGAGAAGACCGUCAGUAUUGCGCUGGGUGGAACAUCGUGUGUUUUUAAGCGGGAGAUCAAGCCCCUGCAGCGAUACGAGGUCUGGUCGCGGGUACUGUCAUGGGAUGCAAAGUGGCUGGUGCUGGUGAGCUACUUCGUGAAGGCAGGAACACACAAGAGCGUGAUGAGAAGCUUGCAAAAGGGGAAUCAGAACAAGGAGGGUUCUGACGCGCAGAAAUUCAUUCUUGCUGUCGCGGUGACUCGAUAUGUGUUUAAAGAUGGACGCAGAACGGCGCCGCCGGAGGAGGUCCUGCAAUGCGUGGGUCUGUAUCCAUCAACAUUCGCAGAAGCAGAUGAGCAAGAUAUUUAUGACAACCUGAGAAAGCCAGGGUCGGAUGCGCUCGGUUUCUUUGGUUCAUUGGAUUCGCUGGCAUCGAAUUUUGGUGAUGCUAGUUCAUCGAUUCUAGGAAACUACAGUGAUUUGUAA
This is a messenger RNA of Penicillium expansum, 855 nucleotides long. RefSeq names its product thioesterase family protein. Lineage: Eukaryota; Fungi; Ascomycota; Eurotiomycetes; Eurotiales; Aspergillaceae. The coding region runs from base 1 to 855 and encodes 284 amino acids. The record is from RefSeq and is a predicted model, not a curated record. The transcript has a single exon.